AUAAAAAUAUAAUGAUAUCUGAGAAUGAGAGUACACGAGUGUUAUUAGUGAUAGUAUAGAAUCCUUAAUCAAUAAUUUUGGCUCAUUCUUUAUUCUAUAGAUAUUUUUAAAAUUAUGGGGAAGUGAACAAGAUAUUAAUAUUUGAGAAAGGAAAGUUAUGGAAAUGUUUUAUAGAGAUGGGAAGUGUAUAAUAGGCAAAGAUAUCAUAGUAAUAAUUGAAUGGUUGUUAAUUGUACGAAUAAACAAUAAUGAAUGUGUAAAUAGUAGUAAUUAAUAAAUAGUUACUUUUCUACAUUGUAGAGUGUGACAUUUUUGAAUAAUAAUUCUGGAGGUGUGGAUUAUCAGGCAAUGAAAUAAAGAAAUUCAACAAAGAGUGUGAAUGUAUAUGAAUAAGAGUACAAUUAUCCUAAGACAUAGAGUCAACCAUUAAUAAAUCAUUAAGAUGGGAGAUCAAGUGUAGUUAGUUUUGGAAAUGAGAGAACAAGAGGUAGUUUGAAUGACAAAUAAGAUUAUUAAGAUUAUAAAAAUGAAUGGGAAUCUUCUAUAAUAUAAACAUCUUUAGAAUUUAUAGAUGAUACUGAUUGUCCAAACAAUAAAAAAUGUUCAUCAUAUAAAUCAAUAUAAUUGGAUGAUAAUAAUGAAAAUGAUCCAAUUGAUGAAGAUAUAAUGCAUGCAUUUUCAUCUGAAAAGAAUACCUAUUUAAAUUCUUAUAUGUUUUCUAUUCCUGAAGUAGAAGAUAAAAUAAAGAAUUAAGAUAUUGAUCCUUAUACAUAUGUAUCACCACAAUUCUUAAGAGAGAAUUAACCAUCUAAAGUUGUUUAUAUGAGAGGGUUGAUGAAUCAGAAUAUUACUGCUUUAAAUAUAUUUAAUUUACUAUCUAAUUUUGGGAAUGUCUUAUUAAUUAUUCAUAUUUAAAAUAAAACUUCAGCUUUAGUAUAAUUUGAGAAAUUAUCACAUGCUUAAAAUGCACUUGAUCACCUUAAUAAUUAAAUGUAUUUUGGAUAUAAAUUAAAGAUCUUUUAUUCAAAUUAUUAAGAGAUUUAAUUUCCUUUACCAUUCUAAUCUCCAUAAACUUAAGUUUUUAUGCCAAUUCCAUCAUAAUUUAGAUUUAGUGAUGGUAAAUCAAUAUCUUUUAAUCCACCAAGUUAAAUUUUACAUUUAAGUAAUAUAAAAGGGAAAAUGUGUGAAGAUGAAUAAUAUAUUAAAGAUUUAUUCAAAGGAAUUGGUCAUGUAUAAGCAAUUAAAUAUAUACAUAUUGAUAAGUAAAUAAACAAUUAUAAUAUUAAUGAUAGAUAAAAACAUAUGGCAUUAGUAAGAUUAUCAUCUUUAGAAGAAGCAUUGAAUGGAGCAUCUUUACUUCAUGGAAAAGAAGUAAUGGGUAGAAAAAUCAAUGUUUCAUUUACCAAAAGUAAAUUAUGCUGA
Molecule: messenger RNA, 1422 nt
Organism: Paramecium sonneborni
Lineage: Eukaryota; Ciliophora; Oligohymenophorea; Peniculida; Parameciidae
Source: the annotation of a GenBank genome assembly